CGAAAGCGAGGCGAUUCACUAAAGCGGGAAGACGGUGCUGCCUUUUCUCCUCCGAUGGCAAAGUGAAGGCGGGGCUCACAAGCGUGUUACGGCUCCUCCCACCAUAGCGGGGACGAUACUGUUUACAUGGCGUGUGAUCCGCCUCCCGCGGAUUUUUAAUCCCCUUCAUCUUUUAGCUGUCACAUUGUACGCUUCACCAGGCGUGCUUGCGCGGAGUGUAUCAGAACGGCUCCUCCUCCGAGAAGCGUCAUCGUCGCUCCGCGCUGGGCCAGCCUGGUAACCAUAGAGACCGCAGUGGGCCGUGAUUCUGCGGCCCUAUUGGGCUGUGCGUUGGCUCAGGCAUGCAAAAUCGAGCGCAGGAAGAGCUUUCCCAGUCCAGCCAGUACUGCGAGGUGCGCCUCUCGGGCCCCCGACCUUUGCGUCUGGUAGAAUGGAAGGUGUACGCAGGGGCCUCGGUACAGAUCGGCUCGGUAUUGGCCCUCGCGGUGCCCGUACUGGGGGCUGAAGUGGUCCGCAGUCAUGAGGAGACGGGGAGGCCGCACAGAGCGCCUGAGAGGAAAAUCAAGUCGGACCGCGCAGGGGUGGUGCAGGAGCUGUGCCUAAAGCCGGGAGAAGUCGUCCCUGCCGGGGGUGUUCUGGUGAGGUUAUCCAGCUGUAACCAUCCUGUUGUAAUGAAGGGCCUUUGUGCAGAAUGUGGCCAAGACUUAACACAGUUACAAAGUAAAAAUGGAAAGCAGCAGGUGCCUUAUUCAACAGCCACAGUUUCUAUGGUUCAUAGUGUCCCAGAACUCAUGGUUAGCUCAGAGAAAGCAGAGCAACUGGGACGUGAAGACCAACUUAGAUUACAUCGAAAUAAAAAAGUUGUCCUUAUGGUUGAUUUAGAUCAGACUUUAAUCCACACCACAGAACAACAUUGCCAACAUAUGUCUAGAAAGGGGAUAUUUCACUUCCAGCUAGGAAGGGGAGAACCAAUGCUGCAUACUAGGCUACGUCCUCACUGCAAAGAAUUCUUAGAGAAGAUUGCAAAGCUGUAUGAACUGCAUGUCUUCACUUUUGGUAGCAGGCUGUAUGCCCAUACUAUAGCAGGUUUUUUAGAUCCUGAAAAGAAGCUUUUCUCUCACAGAAUAUUGUCUCGAGAUGAAUGUAUUGAUCCUUAUUCCAAAACAGGAAAUCUUAGGAACCUUUUCCCUUGUGGGGACUCAAUGGUAUGCAUUAUUGAUGAUCGAGAAGAUGUUUGGAAGUUUGCACCUAAUUUGAUCACCGUUAAAAAGUAUGUGUACUUUCAAGGCACAGGUGAUAUUAACGCACCUCCUGGUUCAAGGGAAGCACAGAUGAAGAGCAAAGUAAGCUGUUCAAAAGCUUCAGAAGUAACAGAGCGGUCUGAAGCUUCUGUACAAGAUUCUGAACAUUCAAAAAACAUUCUUGUGGAGCAGCACAGCAAUGGUCACGGAAAAGCUAUGAAGGAACUGAAUGGGGGGUGCACUGCCAACCGUGAGCUUUCCAAAAACAAUACAGAAUGCAGUGAUGGACUACAUGAACAUGAUUCUUCUAGUAGUGCUCCUACAGAUGCAUUAAAUAGUAACAAUGGAAAGCCAUUGGCAGAUGCACCACCUUCUUUAGAGCAAGAUGAAAGGACAAAUGUUUCCAUUUCCCAACCAAAAACUGGGGCAGCAAAAGACUUAGAUUUUGACUUGUCUAGUGACAGUGACAGUGAAGGAGAAACUAGGAAAAUAUCAUCCCCAUCUUCUGCUUCAGGUAGUGAAAAUGAAUGUAAAAGAAGUUGGAGGAAAUCAAAUAAAAAGGAUGAGGAGUGUAUUGCAACACAAGAAUCGUGUACAGAUGAUGACUCCAAGAAAGCAAAGCCAGAGAAUCACUUUGAAAGGCCUGUAUAUGAGUCAAAAAAUACAUUGCCAGUAGAAGAAGAUGAGAUGGAAGUGCAGUCUGCUGAGCAGGAUAGCCUUUGUGAUUUAGGGAACGGCUGUACAGAUAAAAAGGAGGUUGAAACAGAAUCCCAGAAUAGUGAGCAAUCUGGUAUCACUGUAGGAGAGUCACUUGAUCAGAGUAUGGAGGAAGAAGAUGAGGAUAGUGAAGACACAGAUGAAGACGACCACUUAAUAUACCUUGAGGAAAUCCUUGUCAGAGUUCAUACAGAUUACUAUGCAAAGUAUGAUCGGUACUUGAAAAAAGAGGUGGAUAGUGUUCCAGAUAUUCGUAAAAUAGUGCCUGAGCUGAAGAGUAAAGUAUUGGAAAAUGUCAUAAUUUCAUUCAGUGGCCUUCACCCAACAAAUUUCCCCAUAGAGAGGACACGAGAAUUUUAUCAUGCAAGAGCUUUAGGAGCAAGUAUCCAUAAGAACCUAAUUUUAAAACCAGAUGAUCCUGAUAGGACGACUCACCUCAUUGCCGCAAGGGCUGGCACAGAAAAGGUUCGAAAAGCUCAGAACUGUAAACACCUACAUGUUGUAAAUCCAGAAUGGCUUUGGAGCUGUUUGGAGCGAUGGGAAAAAGUUGAAGAACAGCUUUUUCCAUUAAAGGAUGAUUACAUGAAGUCUCAAAGAACAAUAAGUCCCACCACAUUUCCUGAUGUUCAUAGUGCUUUUCAGACUCCACUUUUUCACCCUACUCCUAUCAAUCCAAACACACAACCUGGUCCUGAAGUCCAUCUGUACGAUCCAGUAACUGGAAAACUUAUCCGGAAAGGGUCGCAAGCUUCCAGGGAGUCCCCAUAUAUUCAAGCACCUAGUCCUUCUGUGACACUACCUGUCCAUGGAGAGCAUUCAUCUUUCAGAGUUGUUCAGCUUCAUCAGGAGCAACUGUUUGAUGAUGAAGAACUUGCUACAGCCAAUCCAGAUGAAGAGCAAUCCGGGCCUUCGAGAAGAAAGCGUCAGCCAAGCAUGUCUGAGACUAUGCCUUUGUACACACUUUGUAAAGAGGAUCUGGAGAGCAUGGACAAAGAGGUUGAUGACAUAUUAGGAGAAGGUAGCGAUGACAGUGACAGUGAAAAAAAGAAGACCAUUAAGAUAAAGAAAUCACAGAAUGCAGCACAAGGGAACAAAUUAAAAAACCCAGAAGAAAGGAAUGAAUCCUCUUCUUCAAGUGAAAGAAGUCUGUCCGGUAGCAGGCCUCGAGGUCACAAAAGAAAGCUGGAAGAAGAGGAGGAGGAGGAUGCUGAAAGUGAAAUCGGUAAAGAGUCCAGCAAUGAAGAUGAGGAGGGAAGCAGCUCUGAGGCUGACGAGAUGGCAGCAGCCAUUGAAGCAGAACUGAAUGAUUUCAUAUGACAGCCAUUUACUAUUAGGGUAAAUUGAAGAUUAGCAAGCAACUUUUAGGGGGUUAUUUAUCAAAAUCUGAAUUUUUCAGAUUUUUUAAAUAAAAAAAAUGUCUGAACAAAAAAUCCACGAUUUUGACCUUAUUUAUUAUUAAAAAAGCUUGAUUUAAUCAGUUCGGGUAAAAACUCCGGAAAAAUCUAACAAUCCAGGUUUUCGCUCGAUUUUAUUGUUUUUUUUCCUCGAAUCUCCGAUUUUUGGCCAAAAAGGUCAGAUUUUUGGGCUAAUUCCAGCACAGACCACAGAAACUUCAAAUUAGGGUAGGGACAUCUGCCAUAAACUCAUCCACAACCUCGGCAGGUCUGGGAUGGCAGAUUUUCGGAUUCUAGUUUUUUGUUUCAUCGGGCUUUAAUAAAUUGGGGGGGAAAUCGUAAAAACCCCUAAAUAAUAGAUUUUUGGCCCAAAAAGCCUGACCGGAGUUUAGUAAAUAACCCCCUUAUGUCAGACAUAAAUUAAGUGUUAGUGUGUAUGGCCUUCCUCUUUUUUGUUUUUUUUUGUUUUUUUGCUGAAACGUAUGUAUAUUUUGAUGAAAAGCAGCUAUCUUGUCCAUUUUACAAAUAUUAAUGUAGUUUUAAAUGUUUUAUCAAACAAAGAUGUACCUGCCUUUUUUUUUGUUUUUGUUUCUUUUUUUGUUUUUAGAAAAGGAAAAGAAAGUGUAAAGAUGAAAGUGAGCUAUGCCAAAGACCUAGAAUGCUCUUUAGUGGACAAGAUAUUUUGUUUUGUUUUUUCAUUCAUGUUUUUCCUUCCCCUCCCCCCCCCCUCUUUUUGACUGAACGUUUCAUCAAACCAAGUGAGGAACUCGAGGAUCUUUCGUGUGCUUUCCACAACUCUCACAUAAAUGAAAUUGUUAAUGGAAGACAAUUUAUAUUUGUACAGACAAUGAGAAUGUGAUCUGUAAUGUUGUAAACUUCAUUGCAGUCACUUGCCUCUUACAAACUACAAUGUUUCAAUUUCAUGUUUUUAUAAGUUCCUCAGUGCGCUAGUUUGGGUUUGCUAGAAGACCUGUGUUUUGAAUUUUAACCUGGCCCCUGUCUGCUGUUUAUUGUAGCUCAGUGCUCUGUACUGCCAUGGAGAUCCUAUUCUUCUUCUAGAUGGAGGAAAGAGAGCGCUAGCUUCACCUGCAUAGGCUUUUAUUCAAUUGAGAGGACUAAUGUAAAGUUUUUGUAUAUUCUAUUUCAUAUUUGAACUGCAAAACAGAAUUUCUUUUGUUUAAUAAAAAAACCAUCCAUUUUCUAGA
This is a messenger RNA of Xenopus laevis (African clawed frog), 4557 nucleotides long. It is a transcript of the gene ctdp1.S, whose product is annotated as CTD phosphatase subunit 1 S homeolog. Gene Ontology annotation, cellular component: nucleus. Gene Ontology annotation, molecular function: protein serine/threonine phosphatase activity; RNA polymerase II CTD heptapeptide repeat phosphatase activity; phosphoprotein phosphatase activity. Lineage: Eukaryota; Metazoa; Chordata; Amphibia; Anura; Pipidae. Gene Ontology annotation, biological process: regulation of transcription by RNA polymerase II. The record is from RefSeq and is marked provisional.